Myxocyprinus asiaticus (Chinese sucker) is the source of this 4784-nucleotide messenger RNA. Its product is annotated as trichohyalin-like. NCBI's taxonomy places the organism in Eukaryota, Metazoa, Chordata, Actinopteri, Cypriniformes, Catostomidae. The transcript is spliced from 3 exons. Gene Ontology annotation, molecular function: phosphatase binding. The record is from RefSeq and is a predicted model, not a curated record. The coding region runs from base 79 to 4086 and encodes 1335 amino acids.
GCCUCCCAGAUGUCCCUGAAGGAAAACACAACUUUUUGAUCAACAAAACAGCACUGUUUCAUCGAGUACAGCAUAGUGAUGUCCCUAUCCGCCCUACCGGAAUGGAAGCUGCUUCUGCUGGAGCGAAAGCGAAGAGAGGAAGGCGAGAAAGAGAGAAGAGAGAGAGAGGAGGAGGAGAGGUUGGCAAGCAUGCCUGCCUGGAAGCGAGAGAUCAUCCAAAGAAGGAGGGUGAAGCAGGAUGAAGGUAGAGAGAGAGACAGAGACAGAGAGGGAGGAAAAUAUACACCAGAUGUCCUGGGCAUCACUGAGGACAUAGUGACCGAGCAGAUCUACAAUAAGCUUACAUCUCAUCUCCAGACUGACUCUGGGUCUAAAGCACAAAAUCAGGUAUCAAAAGAAACCAUCAGCCCCAUCCGACACAACCCCUUCAUCCGCUCUGAGAACAGUUGGAGGAGAGACAACAGGAGAGAAGUAAUCAGAGAUGCAGAAACUGAUUAUAAAAAGGCAGAUAAUAACAUGGGGAGAGAAAGAAAUAGAGAAAUAGAGAAAGAAGGAGGUAGAUGUCAGGAGAAGGAGUUUUGGAGAGGACAAGAAAGAGAGAUGUGGGUAGAAAAUAGAGGAAAUAAAAGUGAAGGAAGAGAAAGAGACAGAAAUAUUGUGAGAGAACGGGUAAAAGAAUGCAGAGAGGUAAAUGGUAGCACGUCUCUCUUUCCUGCAGUCACAGGUCUUUGUACAAUCAAUGCAGACAACAUUAUUAUCAUUGAGAAAGACCAAAAUGGUAAGGAAAGACUGGAUAAAAGGGAGAACGCUAGAGAAAAGGAGGCACAGGAGGAAGAGAAAAGGAUGAGGAUGGAUUUGAGGGAGUUUCUGGCUGGUGGAGGAAGCGUGACAGAGAUUAGGGCAUCAGAAGUUCUAAUUAUUAAACCCCCCAUUACAGAGGGGAAACCAGGAGAAGAGAUUGCUGUGGUGCAAGAGAGAGGGAUCAGCAAAGAAUGUUUAGUAGGGAGCAAAAGAGACAGAGUGAGACAGAGCAUGUGGAGAAAAGAGAUAGAUCAAGUUCCAGCUUGUGAGACCUUGACGUCAAAGACAGUCAUGCAAAGAGUAGAGAGAAUCCCGAACUACAAGAAUAGAGGAGCUGCAGAGUGUAGUGGUCGGGUCAGUCAGCUUCUUAGUAAAUUCGGCGAACACCCCAAACCCCCAAUGAGGUCCAAGAGCACGGACUGCUUUAACCGGCCUGGCAAGAACCGGGCCAGAUACAGCACAGGAGACCUGUUUGUACAAGUGGAGCAGAGUAAAGAGGAAGAGGGCACAAGGCCUACGUUCAGAGGUGUUCCCAAACGUUCCUUUAGCUUCUCUGACCGUGUAGUGUGCCACCAGGGGAACGGAGAAUGUGAGGAGGACAUAGAGUAUAAGGUGGUGGAGAGGAUGUACUCUGACCGCAAGGUUAAACCACACGUGAUGGUUUCGGGCACCAACCAGUCAGGGAGUGAACCAAAGGUCACAAGGCGAUGGGGGCGGCCCAAAUAUGGUGAACAGGAGGUGUUGCAUGAUAAAACACAGAAAGAGAGGAAUGACUCUGUUUGUGGAGAGAUGGAGGUACGGAUGUCAAGUGUAGACAGACAAGAGGAUUUCAAAGUGGCCUCCAUCAAAAUCCCUGAAGGCAUCACAUUCGCUCGUCGAAUUCCUAUCAAACAGGACAGGAGGGAAAGCAGCUUAGAAAGAGAGAGCAAGAGAGUGAGAGAGGAGAAUGAAAGUGAGAUACAGAGAUACAAGAGGAAAGAGAAUGAGAGAGAGACAGUGGAAAGACAUACAUACAUAGAAUUUCAAACUGAAGCAAAAGCAAAAUCCAAGAGGAAGUGGGAUCAGGAGGACAUAACUGUGGCCUUAGAACAAUCCCACGGUAAAUAUAUUCCACUCGCAGAUGACAGCAUGGAUUACAACACAACAAUAGAUUACUCUAUAGACACCCGAAGCCAAGGAGUCCCCACUCUCUCUGUAGAUUCCUGUCUGCUGUCUGCAGCUUAUUGUGGACAAAGACAAGCCUCAGCCCAAGCCGCCCUCUCCCAGCACACAGAGGAUCUGCUCUGUAAAAUAGAAAGUGUCCAGAUGGAUAGAGAGCUCAAGAGGUCAGGGCAGAUGUCACAUGGAGAAACAGAUAUGAUCUCUGGUGAAAUAAAUGAACAUCUGAACACUUCUCACACUCAAAAAGAGCAUCAACUGUAUCAGAAAGUACCAGAACAAGCCACUGAGGAAAGUCAUUUUACCUCCCAGACCCCUCAACAGGUUCAGAGCAAAUCCUGCACACAGGAGGAAGUCACCAUUCCCAGAACAGUGUUUUAUGGAAUCGAUAUAUCACCAGAGAGGAGAAGGACAAUUCUCCCCACAGAUAAUGUACAGAUUGCUGGUGAAGGAGGAGUGGAGAGGAGAGGGAGCUGGAAGGCUGGCCCAUCUUUGACCCGAGUGGAGUCUCUGAGAGAGAGAAUCCGGCAGCGAGAGGAGAAGAGGCAAAAAAGUAGAGAGACAGAGGAAAGAGAGAAGAUGGAGGCCAAAGUGAUGGAUGACAGAGAAAAGGACAGGGCAGUAGUAGAACAAACUAUGAGAGAAGUGGCACAGUAUCAACAGGAAAAAAACACAUUGCAGACUCUCAAACAUUUUGAAGUCACACAGGAAGUUAGCAUGGCAAAGUCAAGCCCUCAACUUCCUGUUCCUGUUUCUCGGUCGAUCUUGCAAUCAGCCUCGACAGAAAGAGAAGUCAGGGAGAUCUCCAGAGACGUAUCUGAAACAGGGAGAGAGACAGCACACCAUGUAGAGAGUGGAACAUUUGGCAUUUGGAGAAGACCGGACACUGACAGAGCAUACGAAAGAGAGAGAGAGGAAGAGCUGUUAGAAGAAAACUAUCUUCCUCCCUCUCCCUCUCCCUCCCCACCUCUUUCAGACUCACUAGACGUCAUGAGUCGGAUCUAUAACCUCAAAACGGUGGGCUCUAGGACUGCGGUGUGUAUCGGUGAAAGGGCCGCUGAUAUUCCAACACACAGUGGUAAGAUACAGGGGCAAUACAACCCCAUCAGACACGCUUCAUCUCCGGACGUUCUGCCAGAAACUGCCAAACUGUGGAAUCAUGGGAUGAUUAGAGAUGGUGACACAACUGAGACAGUGGAUUCGACAGGUGUUCAGAUGGUACAGCAUCAGGUAGAACGGCUGCAGCUUAAGGAACAGGAAGCAGAAUGUGGUUCCCACAACAUCAGAAAGGCACAGUCCAGCAUUCAGAGUAGUCUGGCUACAGAACAGGAGGUAAGGAUGCCCGAAGGUCAGAAGAGACCAGACAUUCUCAGAGAGAUGCAAAUAUCACAAACAACUACAAGCCCAAGAUUUCCACAAGCCCAACAGAAAAUCCAGAGGUCGCAUCCCAAAUCUGAGCAGCUCAGGACAUUCACAGUCAAAGCCCAGAACACCCAAUCAACAGAGAUCUCUCCAAAGCCCUCAGAACAAGGCAACAACUUUCCAUCAUCCUCUUCUCCCUGCACCCCAUCUCCAUCCCCAUCUCCACCUCUCUUUUCCAUCAGGAGUGCCUCAGGUGGACCAGGAAAGAGAGGAACUACCAUCACAAUCACCCCCAGGAGACCUGGAGGAGCAUCCCCUUCUGGAGGGACCCCCUUUCCCUCCAGAGCAGCACCUCAGGGCCCAGCACCCACACCAGCCUCAAGUGGUACCAUGGAAGCAGGAAAAAAGAGGUAUCCCACAGCGGAAGAGAUUGAGGUGAUCGGAGGGUACCAGAACCUUGAGCGGUCAUGCUUGGUAAAGAGCAGAGGGACACUGAAAGCUGUGAAGGUGUGUUUUGAUGACACUCAGCUGGAGAAAGUUUGUGAGUACCCUUCAGAGGACUGUGUGCUUGCAUCCCUCCCCUGCUCUCCUCAUCCAGGGCCAGAAGACAGGAGGGAGGAGGGGGGGUGUGAGGUGGAGCAGGAGGCCGAGGGACAGGAGGAAGAUGAUGAUGAGGAGAUUGGAGCGUUUGUAUCCCGCACUGGCAUGAGUGUGUGCACAGGGAGGGUUCGAUUCCUAAAAGUUGAUGAAUCCUGUAAACGUUAGCCAUCUGUCUGCAUGAUGAACAAUGGUAACAUUUAAUUUUUGAAUUGUUACAGGUUUUAAAUGUAUUUUGUUCUAUACCUGUACAGAAGCUUUAAGUAAUGAUAGAGUUGUUGAUUUUUUUUAUUUUUAUUAGUCCUGCUUUUCUUGUCAGAAAAUAAAAGACUUUACAAUUAAUUAUUUUAAAAGCAUUUUUAUUUUGUUCACAAUCAGAGAAAAUGUUCUAAAAAUAAACUUUGAUUUUAUGCUGAUUGUAUGUUAAUGUGUGCCGUACAGCCUGAUGAGUGCUGAUUCACAGAGAGAUGUCCUCAGGCCCUAUAUGAUGGUUUGCACAAUUUACAGAGUUUUACAAAUAAUAAUAUCCUAAUAUCCUCUAUGGUCUGAGGCUUUGUGCUCAGAGUAUAUUUUCACAAUAACUGGAAAUGGUGGGUUUAUGUUAUAUUAUAUUUUCUGUAUUACAUUUGAGGGGCUUUUUUAUUAUUUAUAAAUGAAAAUAUAACACUUGAGUGCUCAACUGAGAUGUUGCUCUAUCGUUGCCUCUAGUAAUUGGUGUAAAGGCAAGAACUCAAUUGUUCCUUAUGGUCAGACUGAGCCAUAUUUCAAAUAUCUCUGUGUUUAUUUUAUUUUGAGCUGAGGUAAAUGAUUAUGUCAGUUGUGGAAGAAUGAUUUUGGAUUAAUAAAAGAUGAAAUAUUUUGAGGGA